AUGGACGGUGAACGAAUCCAGGUGGCCUUUUUCGAGGGCGUGGCCGCCGAUCAUCCGAUCGCGGUCUUGGCGCUGUACAACAAGGAGAAAGAUGUCAACAUCUUUGACAAAACGUUGGGCCAGGAGGUUCAGCAGGCUGUUGAUCUGAUUCAAAAGCGUGAGCCCGCGCUCGUAGUCGUGUGUAGCCGCCACGCCGCAAGUUUCUGCCAUGGCGCAGACAUCAAAGCCCAGGCUGCACUUCCCUUGGCCAGCACUGCUGCCCGACCCAUGGUGGAGGAGAUCAAGGAUUUGCUCAAUCAGAUUGAAAAUCUUCCCUACCCCACCGUCUGCUGCAUCAAUGCAACCUGUCUGGGUGGAGGCCUGGAACUCGCGCUGAGCUGCACCUAUCGCUUUGCCGAUGUCACUUGCAGGGCUAUAGGCCUCCCCGAGGUGCAGCUUGGCAUCUUGCCGGGUGCCGGAGGGUGCGUGCGUUUGCCCCGUUUGAUUGGCCUCACUCCCGCGCUCGAGCUGAUUGUGGCCGGAAAGACAGUCAAAGCGAAAAAGGCUCAGAGCCUCAAGCUCGUGCACGGCACGCUCGAGCAUCUCACUUGGGCCCGUGACGCAAGUGAACCGCCUUUUUUGGCGCAGCUGCGAAACAAGCUGCAGCGCGGUCAACUGCGCCACGUCCCCGCAGCCUCCAAAUUUCCCAGCCACCUCUUCGGCCAGACCUGGCUCGAGCAACAGCUCAUCUACACCGUGACCAAACGUACCAUCGAUGCCAAGACCCAUAGGCAUUUCAUCGCACCAUACGUGGCCCUCGAGACGGUCCUCAAGUGCUGGGGUACCUCGUCACUUGCACAAGCGCUAGCCUGGGAGACCGACGGCUACUUGCAGCUGGCGGCCACGGCAGAGGCUCGCAGCUUGAUGGGUCUGUUCCUGGCCAAGAGCAGUAUCAAGGCGCGAUCCACGGCCAUUCGUCAUGGUCAGCCUGAUACUCGACCGCUUUUUGCCUUUGUUGUGGGCGCCGGAUGGAUGGGCGUCGGCAUUGGCCAAAAGCUGGCACGCCAUGGUGCCACGGUUCGAUUCUUUGACGUUGACAAGGAAAUGAUCGACCGGGCACAAACGCGAGUUUCGCGCCUAUUUACCGGUUUGGUCAACAAGCACCGAAUGAGUAAAGUCGAGGCCCAGGAACGGAUGGAAGCCAUCAGCUACACCACUGAAAAGGACUUUGCUGCUUUUGAGCAGCAAGCUCAAGCAGCUGGUGCCAUUUCAGUCGUUUUGGAGGCCAUUCCUGAGGAUAUGGCACUCAAGCAUAAGCUCAUCCACGAGGUCAUGUCUGCCACCAAAAACACGACUUUUGUAAGCAACACGUCUUCGAUCCCCAUGGCAAAGCUCUGCGAGGGCCUACCCGUUGCGGAACAGGCCCGGAUCGUCGGUGUCCACUACUUUCACCCCGAACACGACGUCACGCCGGUUGUUGAAAUCAUUCCUGGGCCCGAGAGCAACCACGAGAGCCGUCUGAGCGCCCUUCGCAUUGCUGAUCUGAGCAACAAGCUGCCCGUUACCGUGGGCGACGGUCCUGCCUUUAUCUUAAACCGCAUCGCAAGCCCCUUUUACACCAUGGCGGCCUAUCUGCUCGUCACAGGGGCUGCAUCACAAGAACGCAUUGACAAGGUCAUGCAACGGCAAGGCUUUCCGGCGGGCCCGUUUGCCAUUUUGGACGGCAUUGGUCUCAAGACAGCCCGCAUGGUGGGCCAGAGCAUCCAAGGCCUGACGGGCGAGACGGGUGCCAAUGCUGCACAGGCCCUUUUGGGAGCCAUGCUUGACCGUGGCUGGACUGGCCGCAGCUUCCAGGGCGAGUCCACCGGCUUUUAUGCGUGGAAGGAAGGCAAACAGGGCGAGGCAAACCCCGAGAUGAAAGCCGUCUCUCAGAUUGUGCGCAGCCGGCUCGCAGCGGAAGAGGAUGCGCAACACGGGCAAGGUGUUUUGCACAGCAAGCGAGUCAACCCCAUUUCGGAUGCUGACGUGUCCGACGCGCUCAUUCUGUCCAUUCUCAACGAGGCAUGCCGGGCAUUGGACGAAGGUGUGGCCAAGGAGCCCAUGGACGUGGACAUGCUUGUAACAGCGGGGCUUGGGUUCCCGCCACAGCAAGCGCUGGCCGUCUUGCUGGCCGCGGUCCUACCUCUGGCCUGCCACCUGUGGGCCAAGCUCUGA
Messenger RNA from Monosiga brevicollis MX1, 2193 nucleotides. RefSeq lists its product as uncharacterized. Gene Ontology annotation, biological process: fatty acid beta-oxidation. The coding region runs from base 1 to 2193 and encodes 730 amino acids. The transcript has 10 exons. The record is from RefSeq and is a predicted model, not a curated record. Gene Ontology annotation, molecular function: long-chain (3S)-3-hydroxyacyl-CoA dehydrogenase (NAD+) activity; enoyl-CoA hydratase activity; NAD+ binding. Lineage: Eukaryota; Choanoflagellata; Craspedida; Salpingoecidae.